AUGGACGCCGAUUCGCAACGACAAUUUCAUGCUCAUGCGUUCACUGGUUUCGAAAGACCGCCUGAGACAGCCCAACGAGUCGAUGACCCUCAGUUCGAUAUCUUCGAUUGGUACCCCAAGUAUCAAAGCUGUCAACGUUAUUUUCUCGAUCAUGCUCAGCACAGCGUCCCCGUACAAGCUUUAGCGGCCUUCGUCAAUAUUCUGCUACCUUUUCAGCGACCCCAAUAUCCAGCUGUACGUACUGUGCGGUCCGAAAGCACAGCCUCCUCUUCUCGAAGCCCAGGUACGAUCAGAACUGCUCAAACCCCAACAAACAUGACACCAGCAUCAUUUACAUCGCUCAUACCGUUCAUCAGAAGAUUGGUAGUAACGGGCAUGGAUUUUCCAGGGGUGCUUCAUGGUUUCUUCGGGGAUGAUUGGCCGGUGGGUGUCGGGCCCCUGCAUGAACAAGAGCGGAGAAAUUAUCUUUUUGCGGCAAAAAGUGGUGGGUGGGCGUCUGUAAAGAGGGACUACGAUAUGCUUCCAAUGGAGACUGUACCUUUCUUGCGACCUUUACAAAGGCCUCUGGAUGCAGAGAUUGAAGGGGCCGAAAGGGCUUGGAGCCAGUGGCUUGCUAUGGAGGACUGGAUGGUUGGCUCAAGAGCACCAGAGACCAUGAACAACACUAACCAUGCUGGAAAUGCGGAUGGAGUAGAAGAUUGA
This is a messenger RNA of Endocarpon pusillum Z07020, 702 nucleotides long. RefSeq lists its product as uncharacterized. Lineage: Eukaryota; Fungi; Ascomycota; Eurotiomycetes; Verrucariales; Verrucariaceae. The record is from RefSeq and is a predicted model, not a curated record. Bases 1 to 702 code for a protein of 233 amino acids. The transcript has a single exon.